AUGUUUUACGCGCAAAUUUUCCUAAUCAAGAAAGGGCCUCUGGCGAAGAUAUGGCUGGCCGCUCAUUGGGAGAAGAAGUUGACGAAGUCACAAAUUUUCGAGACGGACAUUGAGAACAGCGUGGAGGCCAUUGUUCGGCCCCAGGUGAGAUUAGCCUUGAGAACAUCUGGUCACCUUUUGUUGGGCAUAGUUCGGAUCCACAACCGAAAGGCCCGCUACCUCCUGAGUGACUGCACCGAGGCCGUUAUGAAAAUCAAGAUGGCAUUCAGGCCGGGAAAAGUUGAGCAGGCGAGUUUUGUCACUACAGCCCCACAGUCGGCCAUCACUUUCCCUGAAAUGAUGCCGGAAGAUUUGGAGUGCGCUGCUCUUAUGCUCGUUGAUGAUUUUGGGUUUGUUAUUAUUAUUACUAUGUAUUCUAUUAUAUUUGUUUUUUAUUUAAUUUUUUAA
This is a messenger RNA of Helobdella robusta, 447 nucleotides long. RefSeq lists its product as hypothetical. The transcript has 2 exons. Lineage: Eukaryota; Metazoa; Annelida; Clitellata; Rhynchobdellida; Glossiphoniidae. Gene Ontology annotation, molecular function: chromatin binding; protein binding. The coding region runs from base 1 to 447 and encodes 148 amino acids. The record is from RefSeq and is a predicted model, not a curated record. Gene Ontology annotation, biological process: synaptonemal complex assembly; mitotic sister chromatid cohesion; replication-born double-strand break repair via sister chromatid exchange. Gene Ontology annotation, cellular component: synaptonemal complex; cohesin complex.